Messenger RNA from Pogona vitticeps (central bearded dragon), 1972 nucleotides. It is a transcript of the gene GOLT1A, whose product is annotated as golgi transport 1A. The record is from RefSeq and is a predicted model, not a curated record. Gene Ontology annotation, biological process: endoplasmic reticulum to Golgi vesicle-mediated transport; retrograde transport, endosome to Golgi. Lineage: Eukaryota; Metazoa; Chordata; Lepidosauria; Squamata; Agamidae. Gene Ontology annotation, cellular component: endoplasmic reticulum; membrane.
AAUAGGUGGAAGUGUCAGCAUCCUGCUCACCAUCCCAGUAGCUGACACUCGUGCAGAUACAUGUCAAAAUCUGGAUUUUUUCUAGACCUAAAGCUGCAAAGAUGAUGGAGAUCACAGAGCUCCAGAAGAUUGGCGUGGGACUCAUGGGCUUUGGGCUAUUCUUCCUUCUUUUUGGAAUGAUGCUUUACAUGGAUGCAGUGCUCCUGGCCUUUGGAAAUAUCCUGUUCCUGUCUGGUCUGGCUGUUAUCAUUGGACUAAGAAGAACUUUCAGUUUCUUCUUUCAGAAACCAAAGCUAAAGGGAACGAGUUUCUUUCUGGGAGGCAUAGUCAUCGUUCUGCUUAAAUGGCCUCUCCUGGGCAUGUUGCUGGAGAUCUAUGGCUUCAUUAACCUCUUCAGGAGUUUUUUUCCAAUUGCCUUUGGAUUUCUUGGAUCAUUAGUGAAUAUUCCAUUCUUGAGCAAGAUGUUCCAGAAAAUUGGAGACACCAGUUCUGUGGUAUAACCCACAUGAAUGGCCCAUGCCAGGGUCAACUUUCCAUCCUACAAGACAGAAGAUGUCCCCACCCCACAAAUGCAGCCUCACAGUUUACACUUUCAGAUGCACCUCUAUGGUCAGCUGUAGGAAUGUGUAUUGUAAUUGGAAAGAAUUACUCAGAGGCCUUGAUUGCAUGAACAGUUACAGUUGUGUGCAUAGGGUAAGGAUCCAACACUCUGUUGCUGGUUCAUCAGGAUCUUUAUAAACGGUUUUAGCGGAUCCUACUACAGGAUGUAGAGAAAGCAGCUAACUGAGCAAGGUGCUCUCCGAAGAAAUUUUGUGUUUAAACCUUGCUAACAAAUUACUCCCAGAAAGACCCAUGCAAUUGAUAGCUUUACCGUUGUAAACAGCUGCAAUGGACUGGGUAUAUAACAUUUCUGAUUACUUUUCUUUUCCUAGCAAGGCGGAGAAUUUGUCAUCUCACAAUAUUUUGGGCAGCAAACCCUAAUACUGUACCCCCAAACACUGGGCAUCUUAAUUAGUUCUGAUGAAAGUCUGUUGACCCCCAUGUUGUUGGAUUUAGAUUCCCCCACCUCUGUGGAACACAUUGAUUUCUUCUGUCCCUUCUAACCUCUCAUCAAAUAUGUUGUGCAAUUUUUUGUUGGACUGUAAAAAUCUGCAAAAGGUUUUCAUAGACAAAAACUGUGAGAUCAACAUAUCCCAAGUUAAUAUAUCCUACUGCCUUCAACUAUUCAAAAUAUCCAUCAAGAGAUAUACUAGAACAAGAUCUACAAAAGAUAAAUUAGAGUGUGAUCAGAUGACUGCAAAGACACAGACCUGAUUGCAUGGGAAAAAAGAUCCCUUUAAUGGGAGCAAUGUCCCUUAAAGCAGCCCUUCUGUUUGCCAAAGAGUCACUGCAGCCCCGGUCCCCAAAAGUAGAAGCCCUAAAGCUAGACCAAAAAGGUGCAGCUUGGACAUGGAUCAGGGCUGGGCUGGAGCACAUCCCCUCCAUGUCAAGUGAUCGUCGGGAAGUAGAUUGCACAGGACUGUUCUGCUAGCAGUCCAAAUUGCAAUCUAUUUCCCCAUUUGAUCACACCUUUAGAUACUGUAAUGUACAAGAUAUGCUACAGUGUUAUUACAGAGACCAGAGUGAUUUUUUUAAAGUCCAGCUCAAAGAAAUGCUUUGAAUGCCACAACGUUUUAAUUAUUUGUCUUCCAUAAAAUUCAGCAAAAGAAAAUUGGUGGAUGUUCAGUUAACUUCAACAUGUCCAACAAAAUAUUUUGUGUAGUGGGUAGAAAACAACAUCCACUCAGCCAUAUCUUGCAGGUUGGGACCCCUUUUUUAUUUAAAAGAGUAAGAACAGUGACUUAGGCAUCUGCUUGCAGAGCCAGAUUGGGAGUUCAAUUCUCCACUGUGCCUCCUUGAUAGGGGCUGACUUGAUGAUCCAUAGGGUCCCUUCCAGCUCUGCAGUUGAUGAUGAUGCUAUCUGCCCAUAAUG